This is a messenger RNA of Morone saxatilis (striped sea-bass), 2024 nucleotides long. RefSeq names its product arrestin domain containing 3b (gene arrdc3b). Gene Ontology annotation, biological process: protein transport. Gene Ontology annotation, cellular component: cytoplasm. NCBI's taxonomy places the organism in Eukaryota, Metazoa, Chordata, Actinopteri, Moronidae. Bases 575 to 1471 code for a protein of 298 amino acids. The transcript has 8 exons. The record is from RefSeq and is a predicted model, not a curated record.
AGAGAGACUCCAGCGCACGGGAGGAGAAGCGGGGGAGCUGCAGCGACCCAUCAGCUGAGUCUCACCCACAGAUGAGCCACCACGGACCCGGUCGCAGACCCGGCCGUGCGCUGGGCACCCGGGCUAGCGCGCAUGCAUUUGUGCCCCAUGCUCUAACGCACAACUCCACAGACUUUAUUAUUUCUCUUCCUCCCGGGGCUUCUGCAGAUCACCGCCACCAUCAUGUGCUGGGCAAAGUCAGGGCCUUGGGGUUUACUUCGACAGCCUGAACGAAACAACCUGCCCGUGUCUCCGGCGGGACCUGGUGUCGGGCCGGGUGGUGGUGGAGGUCGCCGGGGAUGUGCGGGGAAGAGCUUGGAAUAACGGCGAGAGGAGUCGCCAAGGUCCGCUGGACGGAGUCGAGGAACGCCGGAGCCAACACGGCUUACACCCAGAACUACACCGAGGAGGUGGAGUACCUGCACCAUACGACACCCUGAUCGGAGAGGAGAGAGACGAGGAGUGUCCGGAGGAAGGUCUGACUGUUCUGCACACCGGCUUACACGAGUUUGCUUUCAGUUUCAACCUGCCUCAGAUGGCCCUCGCCACUUCCUUUGAAGGGAAGCACGGCAGCGUGAGGUACUGGGUGAAAGCCGAACUGCACCGUCCCUGGCUGCUCCCCGUCAAAGUGAAGAAAGAGUUCAUUGUGUUCGAGCACAUCGACAUCAACACGCCGCUGCUGCUGGCUCCUCAGGCCGGUACCAAGGAGAAAACUCUGUGCUGCUGGUUCUGUGCUUCGGGUCCGAUCUCCCUCAGUGCCAAGAUAGAGCGAAAGGGCUACACUCCAGGUGAGUCGAUCCAGAUCUUUGCCGAGGUGGAGAACUGUUCGUCCCGCGUCGUGGUGCCGAAGGCGGCUCUGUACCAGACCCAGACCUUCUUCGCAAAGGGCAAAGGCAAGCAGAUCCAGCAGCUGGUGUCCAACCUGAGGGGGGACCCGCUGCCUCAGGGGAAGAGCCAGAGCUGGGAGGGCAAACUGCUCAAGAUCCCCCCGGUGUCCCCCUCCAUCCUGGACUGCCCCAUCAUCAGAGUGGAGUACGCCCUCGUGGUGUACGUGGACGUUCCCGGCGGGUUGAAUCUGUCUCUGUCGUUGCCGUUGGUGAUCGGGACCAUACCGCUGCACACCUGCGCCACCCGGACCUCCAGCAUCAGCAGCAACUGCAGCACGCUGAGCUGGCUGGGCCUGCAGGAGAGGCCGGAGGCGCCGCCGAAUUACAGCGACCUGGCGAUAUCCGAGUCUCAGAGACGGGACUGUCUGCGGGGCUGCGAUCGGUCGGACGGGGAGGCAGAGGACCAGGGAUCUCUGCUGACCUACAUCACAGAGUUCAGAUAUCUGCCGCCGCCGCUCUACUCAGAGGUCGACCCUUACCCCGACCCCGUGGAGGUGUGCGGGGCCGCGGACGUCAGGAGACCCGACACGUGUCCGUCCCGCUGAGGCUUCUGCACAAACACGACGCCGUCACCCUCAGCUCCAGGCCCUACACAGCCAGCUUCUCACCAGAUUAUAUAUCACCAUAAACACGGCCAGACCCUCCCCGACCCCGGGAGCGUCAGCUGACAGAGUAUUCGGUGACCAUUGACACAUGGACCAGGGAUUUCGAGGCAUGCCGGAUCCUCUCCGACGCCACUGUAUGACUCUGAUGAGGCAGAAAACAAAGAUGGCUCCCGAGCGGUCAGAGGACGCCUCCUUCUGCCUCACAGUGAAUUUUGCACAUACCGUUAUUACUGUUUUUCUAUUGGUGGGUUUUAUAUUCUGCAGAUUGCCGCAGGCCUAUAUGCUACAGUAGAUUCUGUCCUCUUUAACCUAAAUGGCACAUUUAAAACAGGACAAAAGCUAUCUUUGGUUAAAGUUUGAGCUCCGGACUUCAGGUGGUCUCCUCCUGCAAAACAAAGCAACACAGAGGAGACAGAUAAUAAAAAAGAUGUUUCUGAUAAAUACGACCACCUCGAGCACUUAAACUAAAGCUCAAAUUGUGUGUGAAUGUGUG